AUGCCCGCACACGCAGAGCUCGCCAGAUUCUUCCACACAAACCGCCAGUGGGCCGAAAAGGUUUCCAGCGUCGAGCCAGAUUUCUUCCAGGAGAGCGCAAAGCGUCAGACACCAAAGGUUCUCUGGUUUGGUUGCGCAGAUUCACGCGUCCCAGAGAGCGUCGUGCUUGCGGUCAAGCCAGGAGAAGUAUUUGUCCAUCGGAAUAUCGCAAAUCAAUUUCAUCUCCACGACGAUAGUGCUCUCUCCGUCUUGACUUUUGCCGUCCAAAACUUGGGUGUUCAGCAUGUCGUCGUCGUCGGACACACCCAAUGCGGCGGUGUAAGGGGUGCUUAUGGCCUUGCAUGCAAUCAUCCAGGCCCAGCCCUCGGCGAAUCACCUCUGGGUCGAUGGCUCACACCCCUCGUCGACCUCGCCGCUUCGGAGGGAAUCCCAGCGCUCGGAGAAGAGCAGGGAUUACCAAAGCUCACUGUCGCCUCUGUCACCCAACAGGUGAAGAACAUUGCAUCCACAAACGUGGUAAAGGAUACGUGGGCAAAGGGUAUUCCCCUCUCUAUCCAUGGAUGGGUCUACCAUCUCGAGACCGGCAAACUUGAAGACUUGGGUAUCGACGUCGAGCCACCAAAGCCCACCGAGUCGGAAGCAUAG
Molecule: messenger RNA, 645 nt
Organism: Serendipita indica DSM 11827
Lineage: Eukaryota; Fungi; Basidiomycota; Agaricomycetes; Sebacinales; Serendipitaceae
Source: the annotation of a GenBank genome assembly